GCUCGCUACUGCGCCUGCGCCUAAGGUAGACAGCUGAUAACUCAUCUAUUAUGCUACUUCGCUAAAUAAAAAUCUUCCUGAAAACUGAGCAGAGCCCGUCGUUGGAGGCAUCGGAGGACCGAAAACCAAAGUCGUGCGAUGGGAGUUUGUCUCCUCUGGGGGAACACUCAGCUGCAGAAUCAACAUCUUCUACACCUGAACUGAACACACUCUAACACACACCUGUGUAGCCUCUCACACGCGCACACACUCACACCCUCAGACCACAGGGGGAAUUGUUUUUUCACCUUAGGGUCAGACACUGCCGUUCCACAGUGCAUUGCUGCGCCACCGUCGUCCACCAUGUCGGACGCCCCCGAGGCUGCGCCCCCCAGCCCCCCUCCCCUCACCAACCCGCCCCCACCUGAGGUCACGAAUCCCAACAAACCUGGCAGGAAGACCAAUCAGUUGCAGUACAUGCAGAAUGUGGUGGUGAAGACUUUGUGGAAGCAUCAAUUUGCCUGGCCUUUCUAUCAACCUGUUGAUGCCAUCAAACUCUGCCUGUCGGACUACCACAAGGUCAUCAAGAACCCGAUGGACAUGGGAACCAUUAAGAAACGUCUGGAGAACAAUUAUUACUGGAGUGCCAGUGAGGCCAUGCAGGACUUCAACACCAUGUUCACCAACUGUUACAUCUACAACAAGCCGACAGAUGACAUUGUCCUGAUGGCACAAGCUCUGGAGAAAAUCUUUCUGCAGAAAGUUGCUCAGAUGCCUCAAGAAGAAGUAGCUCUGCUGCCUCCCGCUCCCAAAGGAAAGAACAAGAGCAAACAGCCUGCUGCUGCCACAACAGUGAGUCAGCAGGCAGAGUCUUCAGCCUCCUCUCCUCCCUCCUACCCGUCUCCGUCUCCCUCUCAGACACCUGUCAUCUCGACCACACCCACACCUGUCCAGACGACACCCCCUGUUUCUGCUCCACAGCCCCCGGCAACCUUGAUGCCGUCUGCACAGCCUGUUGUCAAGAAGAAAGGUGUGAAGAGGAAAGCCGACACCACCACUCCCACCACGUCAGCCAUCUCUGCCGGCCGUGCAGACUCUCCGUCCGCUCAGGACAAUAAACCAGCCAAACUUGGCUCAUCGAGGCGUGAGGCCUCUGCUCGCCCUGCAAAGACCCGCAGGGAGACUGUUGAGGAGCUGGCAGGGGCUGAGGUGGGAGCUGGUGGAGGUGCAGUAGGAGGGAGGAAAAGCGGUAAGCUGGGUGAGCAGAUGAAGCACUGCGACGCCAUCCUCAAGGAGAUGCUCUCUAAGAAACACGCAGCCUAUGCCUGGCCUUUCUACAAGCCAGUGGAUGCUGAAGCGUUGGAGCUGCACGACUACCAUGACAUCAUCAAACACCCAAUGGACCUCAGCACUGUCCGGAAAAAAAUGGACAAAGGAGAGUACAGUGAUCCUCAGAGUUUUGCAACUGACGUCAGGUUAAUGUUCUCCAACUGCUACAAGUACAACCCCCCAGAUCAUGAAGUGGUUGCAAUGGCCCGAAAGCUACAGGACGUGUUUGAGAUGCGUUUCGCUAAGAUCCCAGAUGAAGGCUUGGAGGCAUCAGUCCCAUCUACAACCCCAUUGGUCAGUAAAAGCACCGCCUCCUCUGACAGCAGCAACAACUCCUCCUCAGACGAAUCAUCUGACUCAGAGGAGGAGAGAGCCACUCGAUUGGCUGAGCUACAGGAGCAGGUUGGUGCUGCCGACCAAUCACAGUUGAAGGCAGUGCACGAGCAGCUGGCCGUCCUGUCCCAGGCUCCAGUCAGCAAGCCAAAGAAGAAGAAAGAGAAGAAAGACAAGGAGAAGAAGAAGGAGAAGGAAAAAGACAAAGGGAACAAAGGCAAGAUGGAGGAAGAGAAGAAGCCCAAGGCUGCCGCUCAGCAGCCUAAACCAGCCAAUCAGAAAAAAGCGCCAGCCAGGAAAGCCAACAGCACGGUGACUGCCACCAGGCAACCUAAGAAAGGCAGUAAAGCCUCAGGCUCAGCCAAUGGAGACGAUGGAGAGGAGUCAUCCCUGCCAAUGUCCUAUGACGAGAAGCGCCAACUGAGUCUGGAUAUAAACAGGUUGCCAGGAGAGAAGCUGGGCCGUGUUGUCCACAUCAUCCAGUCAAGAGAGCCAUCGCUGAGGGACUCCAACCCCGACGAGAUCGAGAUUGACUUUGAAACCCUAAAACCCUCCACACUCAGAGAGCUAGAGCGCUAUGUCAAAUCCUGCCUGCAGAAGAAGCAGAGGAAGCUAAUGCAGAAAGCAGCAGGAGGUGGGGCCUCAGGAGGCGGGGCUAGUCGUUUGAGUGGCAGCUCCUCUUCCUCCUCUGAUGACAGCUCCUCAACGGGAACCUCCUCUUCCUCUGACACAGACUGAGCACACAUAAAUGCACAGUGCAUCUCCACACACAGACAUGUUACUGAACACACACACAGAGGUUUAUCCACUCGACACACACACACACAUACACAAACAAAACUCAUCUCUACAGUUAGCACAUGCAGAUACAGACUAACACACAUCUAUGUAAACUUCCAUCCUGAACAAACACCCACACAAGCAAAGACAGAGAUACACACUCUGAACUUCUGAUUACACACCUCCAUACACAUAUCUAUAAAUAUAUAAACCCCACACACACAGAAACACACAUACCCAGACUUGAGACUGUAUGUAAAUAGGCUGACCUGUUUUUUUAGCUCCUAGUGUUUUUUUUUUUUUUGUUCUUUUCUGGAGAAAUG
Messenger RNA from Cheilinus undulatus (humphead wrasse), 2744 nucleotides. RefSeq names its product bromodomain-containing protein 3-like. Gene Ontology annotation, biological process: regulation of DNA-templated transcription; chromatin remodeling. The record is from RefSeq and is a predicted model, not a curated record. The transcript is spliced from 12 exons. Lineage: Eukaryota; Metazoa; Chordata; Actinopteri; Labriformes; Labridae. Bases 343 to 2379 code for a protein of 678 amino acids. Gene Ontology annotation, cellular component: chromatin; nucleus.